AUGGACCGCGGCGGACUUGCCCUGAAACUGAACUCAAUUACGUUUUCGACCCUGGAUUCGGUCGAGUUCAGCCAUUUGGCAUGCCAAUUCCAACAGCUCAAGAGCCGCGGCGUGGACUUCGUAAGAUGCGAGAUGUUUCAAAACUACGGACAUCUCAUACCCGAUCGUGUCUACGCAGAAGUCCAGAAGAGUUAUCCGCAGUUCAUGCCAUUAUUGGAUCGCAUGAAAGCUGAAGGGCCCCGGGCUCCUGUGCAAGGAGCUGGUCUAUGUUUGGAGCGUCACGGGCCCUACGGCGAGGCUCCGUCGGUCUAUCGUGGCUUUAUCAAAGAUGUCUUAGAAUCAGCCUGGACACAGGACGACAGUUUCAGAAAUCUGGUUGCCGACUUUACUCCCCCAAUGUUUUCAACAGACCAUAUCGACAAAUGGUCGCCUUUCGAGGUUAUUAAAAGUCAUAUCAACCCUUGGACCAUCCCGUCCGACAGCCAGAUGGACGCAUUGGAGGCAGCGGUACCCAUCGAAUUCUCUUGCCCCAGGACUAGAGACGACCGAUCCAUAUAUCGUUUCUCUGCAGCUGCGGCGGCCGUAUAUUUCCUACAGUCAAUACCGCACUCUCUUCGUAAACAUCUCCGCAAGAUCAUCCUCAACGAAGAUUACGAAGCCGUUCUUUACCCACAAGAGCACGCCAGAGGCCUGAUUCCGUUUUGCCAACAAUAUCCGAUCCAGGUUGAGCGUCGCGUCAGUCUCUGGAACGUGGUCUUCCAGGAGGACAUGUUCUAUAAGCACCCAGAUGAGCGCUGUUGGCGCAACCAAGUUGCAACGCGACGGACUCCUUGUGUGAUGAAUUCAGACCAGAUAACGGCGAACGUAGCCACUUGGAUCACAGAGGCUCUUGCGCUCGAUCAAGAGGGCAUGCCACCUGGAUCUUUCUCACUCCUUCUCGACGGCGAUCCGUGUCCAGACUUAUGCUCACGCAUUUUUAAGUCAAUCGUCCAGCGAGAUGCUGCCUGGCAGCAAGCUUGGAUAGAAACUAUUCAGAGAGGUAUACUCGGCCAGAUUACAUGGUUUGAGAGAAAGGGCGAAAGCGUGUUGAGACACGGGUGGUUCGACUUCAAUCAAAUUGACAGGGCCUCACGAUCUAGGGUACCCGCAGAUCGACCGGGCUACUGGGGUUAUAUCUUCGAACAGUUUCCGCAAUCAUUGACCGAUAUUGCGGGAGGAACAUCUAUUGUGCAUUGUAACUUCGACGUGGGUGCACCUUGGAAUGUGGAGUCUAUCAUUCGGAAGCACGCAGAAUGGAACAAAUAUAAAUGGGAGCGCGAGUGGUUUAAUCACACACCGCAGUCUUGGGGACCUGAGCCACCGUUGCCGCAGUGGCGAAUGCUUCUGGAAGACAAUAUCUGGAAACAUAACCCGUACGGGUGCCUUUGUCCGUGGGCAUUGAAAUAUGUAUAG
Molecule: messenger RNA, 1452 nt
Organism: Colletotrichum siamense
Lineage: Eukaryota; Fungi; Ascomycota; Sordariomycetes; Glomerellales; Glomerellaceae
Exons: 1
Coding region: 1-1452 (483 amino acids)
Source: RefSeq, a predicted model, not a curated record